Messenger RNA from Thyridium curvatum, 810 nucleotides. RefSeq lists its product as uncharacterized. Lineage: Eukaryota; Fungi; Ascomycota; Sordariomycetes; Thyridiales; Thyridiaceae. The coding region runs from base 1 to 810 and encodes 269 amino acids. The transcript has a single exon. The record is from RefSeq and is a predicted model, not a curated record.
AUGUAUGGCAACCUGCACCCCUCACAGCAUGAUCAGACCCCUGUAGAUGAAGCGAAACUGGAUGACGUCGCCUCCCCUUGGAAGUGGGAGAAACCUCCAACCAGGCCUCCUCUCUCGGCCCGUACAGCCCUCGCUACCUGCGUCGAGUCGAGACAGGUCGCAGAGUCACUACUGCCUCACAGACUAUCUUUCCGCUACCUCAACAAGCACUAUCAGGUGAAGCCUUGGCUGCGGCAGGAGGGCUCUUUGAACGCCGAAGUGUAUCUGUACGGCGACUUACGCUUCAACGGAUACCAUGACGUCUUCCUCUUCGAGGCGCCGUGGGAUGAUGCGUGCACCAUCUCCGAGAUAAAACGCCAUCGGGUGCCGUCUGGCAUAAAGGACAUGCGCAAAAUCGCGGUUCCGGCCACAGCACUGACCGAGAGAUCAUGGGGAGUGACGACCGAUGGGUAUUAUGGCUCUUCCUGGAUGAGCUGUGCGUGCGAAGCGGACAACUGUCACGAUAGCUGCCGGCAAGAGCCGCUACCGCGUCUUAUGCGCUGCUUUGCUUCUGCUAAGACUUUGUUCAUUGCGGAUACCAGGAGCGCUGUGGUUGUGAAUGAAAGGGUAGCUCCACAACGUGAAUGGAAAUGUCGGACUUGCGCCGCCGAGUCCGAUGGCGGGGGUCACAAGUGGCCUACAAUACCCAUGGCGGAUGGCACUGGUUUAUAUGUCGUGUGUGAUGAGCGCGAAGGAUGUGCUUCGGUUCGCACACAUGAGGCUCUUGAGAAAGUUAGACGGGGUUGGAGACCGGCGGUUUCCGUACUAUAA